AUGAAACCUUGCUCUUCGACGAGGCACUCCUGGUUCCACGAUAAAUUCAAGAAUAUCGAGAAUAACCACUUAUCCGGGCGAAAGAUCGACAAUCUCGGGCUGGUGUUGAAUUUUAUUCGCCAAUCCCCCGAGUUCCAACCCCUCACCAUCUCCGUCAUAUUGACGAAAUUUCAAUCGGCCCCCACCGAAGCUGUUCUCCGAUAUAUCAGAGAGAAUUCGAUCCAGACGUAUAAAGUGAGCACCACGGGAGAGCCUGUUAAAUCCUGUUGUUGGAAGAACAACGAACUGGAAGGAAUCACUUGGUUAUUCACGAUCGACCAUUUCGACGUCAUCCUCGUUUAUCGGGAAUGGCACGUUUGGAACGCGAAUAAUCAAUACUUGAUCGUGUUCACGGGGAGAUCACCGGUAGGGAUCGUACUCUGGAGGGAUAUUUUCGAAACGUUGUGGAGGCGGUAUCACGCUUACAGAGUGAUAGUCGUCUCGGCCGAUGACGAUUUUCGUUGCAUGCUCAGGUAUAAACCUUUCGAGAGGUACGAGGACGGGUACGGUGUCGUGUACAAAACGUGUUUGGGUGAAGGUUCGAGGGUUCAAGGGGGAAGGUUCAACAACGAGUCGCGAUCUAGCUCGCGAAACGGAGGAGAAUCGGAGGGUUGGGGUGAGAUUCUGGAAGCUGGGCAAGGAGGGGGUGCUGCGAGGAGGGUGCUGUUCGAAAAUUUUCAAAAUUUGAAUAAUUAUCCCGUGAACGUGUCGGUGUUCGAAUCUAUACUUAUGAAAAUUUCGUACGAUCGCCGGAACAGAUUGAAACUGGAUAAAAUAGACGCGAAAGCGUUAUUCGUUCUCGAGAAGGCUAUGCGCGCUAGCUUCAACAUCAAAGCGGUGAGGAAGAGAAAUAUCAAACGAGAUCCAUUCUCGUUCCUGAUCAAGGACAUAGAGGGUGGUAUAACCGACAUGUGCAUCACGGGAUUUUUCGUCAAGACUUACGACCGUUUUCAAAAGUUUCAAUUCACACCCUCGAUGUACGAGGACAAGAUAUGCUUCGUGAUGACCAAUUACGGCUUCAUACCCAACAUGUACGUGUUCUUCUUCCCUUUUCGAGCCCACUUGUGGCUCGUAUUGAUAAUGUACAACGUCUUGAUCACGUUGUUAUGGAGGCUUGUAAGGUAUCUAAGCUCGUCGUUUCGACGUCGGCCGCCAACUUUCUCGAAUAAUCAUCGAGGUACGAGGAUUAUCGAGAAAAGAACGAAGAUUCCACAUGUUCGAGGGGAAUCCGUUUGGGAUUCCGUCGGGGGGAAGCCACCGGAAAUUCCUCGGAUAGUGGAAAAAUUCUUCGCUUUCUUCGAGUACCUUUGCUAUCCUAUACGGGACAGUGAAUACACGGCCGAAAGAGCUCUGUUGACCGGCAUACUUUUCUUCAAUCUCAUUAUAAGCGGUUUGUAUCAAAGUUUUCUCGUUUCAAGCUUGAACAAACCUUUCCAUUAUUAUCAGUAUCGCACGGUGGACGAGGUGGUGAGAUCCGGGAAGACGAUGAUCACCAAAUACGAGAACUUGAAGCAAGCGUUCGUUGGCUCUGACCUGUGGGAGAAAAUUCAAGUGAUCGAGUUUCAACGAUCGACGAAAAAUAUCGUGUUGGCCGAGGAUAAGAUCUCGAUGACCAGAUUGUACAAUAUGCAAUUAUUACCUCACAGAUACUACAACGAUCGUGAAAAAUCUUCGUUGUACAUGGUGGACGAGUGCGCGAUGACUUAUAGAAUUUCUUACAUUUUGAAAUUGCAUUCACCGUACGCAGAAAGGGUUAAUUUCGUGUUGUUGAGAAUGGCGGAGGCAGGGCUGCCCGAACACUGGAUAGACGAGAUGAAGUACUUCGUUACGUUAUAUAACAAAGGAGGGACGGAAGAUUUCGUGAAAAUACACAAGUUGUCCCUCGGCUAUUACGUCUUGGCUUUUUUAUUGUUGUUCAUCGGUCUGCUUUUGUCCACCUUGAUAUUCUUUUGCGAAUUACAAGCCGCGAAACGGAAUAGAAAGAGACGUUAG
Apis dorsata (giant honeybee) is the source of this 2031-nucleotide messenger RNA. RefSeq lists its product as uncharacterized. The record is from RefSeq and is a predicted model, not a curated record. The transcript has a single exon. Lineage: Eukaryota; Metazoa; Arthropoda; Insecta; Hymenoptera; Apidae. Bases 1 to 2031 code for a protein of 676 amino acids.